AUGAUUCAUAUAGACUCCAAGGAAUCGCCUUUGUAUCCAGGUGACUCUUUAACACGAGACGAGAGGCUGCAAAGAAUCGUAAAGCAAUCCAAAGCUCAAGCACGUUACAUCGAGUCACAAAUAUUACUCCAGAUCAAUUUAACUCGUUCCAUGAAUCUUGAUGUUAUACACUUUACCGUAGUUUACGAACUAACAAGAUUUUACGUUGCAAUGGUUGGUUCCGGUAGUGAUCAGACGUGGCUUCAAUGCGAAGGUGCCAUUAAAGCUUUCACUCAAGAUAAGCCAUUGUAUCCUUGGAGGUCGUCAACUACAUAUCAUCCCAUUCCUUGUAAUACGCAUCCUCUUUGCAAGGGAGAUAAAUGCAAUGCUAAUGGCCAAUGCACUUACUUAUCAAGAUAUGCGAGUGGAUCAUUUACAUCUUAUCUCUCUUCCGACAAAAUUGCUGAAGAAAAGUUCACUCUAGGCUCUGAUACUGGUGGCCCUGAAAGUAUUGAAUUACUUAUGGGUUGUGGGUUUAUCCAAGAAAAUUUUGAAUUUAUCGGUAAUAAUCAUUUACGUGGAAAACUCGAUCUUAUUGUAGAAAUUCUCGGUUUAGGAUCAGGACAAUGGUCUUUUCUAAAUCAGUUAGGUGUUGUUGGACAAGGUAAAUUUUAUUAUUGCUUCGAGAUGUUUAACUCGAAAAUUGAGGGGUCAAAUACAUACUUAAGGUUUGGUGCAGAUGCGACAAUUGGAAACGUAGGUCAAAAAGUACAUACAACUCCUAUUUUUGUGCCUGGAUUUCAAACGCAACUCUAUUACUUAAAUCUAGAAGAUAGCAGUGUAGGUAAAAAAAGAGUAGGAUUUUCUAGAGGUACUUUCAAGAUUAACAGUCAAGGAAAAGGCGGUACUAUCAUAGAUUCUGGUACUCCAGUAUCCAUGAUGUACAAAGAUCAUUUUGAUAAAGUUGCAGAUUUGGUGAAGGAACAUUUUAACGACUUAGGAAUUGAAUAUGUUGGUUCUAUACAAAGUUUUGAUGUAUGUUUCCAUUUACGAGGAAAAUUUGAUGUUAAUAACUAUCCUUCCAUAACACUUCAUUUUCAACAGGCGGAUUAUGUUAUUCAAGAUUAUAAAGCUAAAUUCUUGAUGGCAACCAUCAAAAUUGUUUUUUUGGGAAUUUUCAGAGAGAACAACACUAGUCUUCCAAAUUUUACUCUAUGA
Messenger RNA from Papaver somniferum (opium poppy), 1197 nucleotides. RefSeq names its product aspartic proteinase CDR1-like. The record is from RefSeq and is a predicted model, not a curated record. Lineage: Eukaryota; Viridiplantae; Streptophyta; Magnoliopsida; Ranunculales; Papaveraceae. Gene Ontology annotation, cellular component: extracellular region. The coding region runs from base 1 to 1197 and encodes 398 amino acids. The transcript has 2 exons.